AUGUCUCGACCAGGCCUCCAACACCGCCCGUCCAGCGUCGCAGCCGCAAACAAGACAAUCAUCCUGGUCACGGGCGGAAACACCGGCAUUGGCUACGAAAUCGUGAAAAAGCUGGCGACCGAGAAUCCUCAUUUCCAAGUUCUCAUGGGCUGUCGCGAAACGCACAAGGGCGAAGAGGCAGCGGCGAGCAUGGGGGCUCCGACCAACGUCAACCCAAUCCAACUCGACAUCACCGACGACAAGUCCAUCGAGCAAUGCUACCUCGCCAUCAACCAGCACUUUGGCAAGCUGGAUGUGCUCAUCAACAACGCAGGCACCGCCGCCCAGCAGCUACCACCAACCGCCACUCUACGUGAGAAGUACGACGUCAUAUACAAUGUCAAUGUCACCUCGACCGCUGUUUUGACGGAUCGACUCACACCGCUGCUGGAGAAGUCGAAACUUCCCAAGGUCAUCUUCCUCUCGUCCACUCUCGCAAGCAUUUCCAUCACGAUCGAGCACGGCCCCAUGUAUCCUGGUGUCUGGUACAGCUCAAGCAAAAGCGCCGUCAAUGCCAUCAUGGCCUUCUACUCAAAGACACACCCGACUUGGAGGGUUAACGCCGUGUGUCCGGGAUAUCGAGCGACCGGGUUGAAUGGCGAAGAGCUCACGGAUGAGCUACAUCCCAAGCAUGGCGCGGUCAGAGUGGCGCAACUGGUGGCUGAUGGACCUGAUGGAGUAACGGGCACGUUCUCAAAUACCGACGGGCCUCUACCGUGGUAG
Capronia coronata CBS 617.96 is the source of this 762-nucleotide messenger RNA. RefSeq lists its product as uncharacterized. The transcript has a single exon. The record is from RefSeq and is a predicted model, not a curated record. Gene Ontology annotation, molecular function: oxidoreductase activity. The coding region runs from base 1 to 762 and encodes 253 amino acids. Gene Ontology annotation, cellular component: membrane. NCBI's taxonomy places the organism in Eukaryota, Fungi, Ascomycota, Eurotiomycetes, Chaetothyriales, Herpotrichiellaceae.